Messenger RNA from Aquila chrysaetos chrysaetos, 6362 nucleotides. RefSeq names its product family with sequence similarity 83 member H (gene SACK1H). Bases 639 to 4178 code for a protein of 1179 amino acids. The transcript has 5 exons. Gene Ontology annotation, biological process: positive regulation of cell migration; intermediate filament cytoskeleton organization; protein localization to cytoskeleton. Gene Ontology annotation, cellular component: keratin filament. Gene Ontology annotation, molecular function: keratin filament binding. The record is from RefSeq and is a predicted model, not a curated record. NCBI's taxonomy places the organism in Eukaryota, Metazoa, Chordata, Aves, Accipitriformes, Accipitridae.
GUUGCCUCCGGGCAGUGCUGCGCUCUUGGCGGACUCCCCGGAGGCCGGAGACUCCUGGGCACGGCCUGAGGUGGGAGAUAGGCCGAGCAGCGUGAAGGCCGGUGGCCCAAAAAGCGUCCCAGGCUGGGUGCUGACAAACCGGCCUCCUGCCCGCCCCGCGGCCACUGCGGCCGCGCCCAGCCCGCCCAGCGCCCAGGGGAGCGGGCAGCCGGCGGCUGGCGCUCCUCCGUCCACACACGGCGAAAUGACACCCUCCGACAGAGGCGGGGAGGCAGCGCCCUCCCGAGAGACUGUUCCUACUCUGGCAGCACGGUCAGGCGCAGGUGUCCCCCGGCGUUACGGGAGAAGCGCAGGUCCCCUUCCAGCGUCCCUCACAGGCCGGUGACGCUCCUGGCACCUUCCGUCCCGCUUCGCCUACGACAGCCAUCUUCAGUCGUGCCAGCAGUCCCUCCGGCUCCGCGUGUGUUUUCUCCCUGGGGCCAGUGGCUUCGAGAAAACCACCAGGAUCAUUCUGCUUUUGCAUCACAUUUGUUUCUUCGCUGGUGCUAUUUUUCCUGCUUAUUCGGGAAUACAUUGACUGCCACGGAUCCUCGGUGACUUCUCCUAUUGUAAAAGCUACCCCACGUAGCCUCCCCCCUAUGUUUCCUGACCUACCUUUCCAGCCACAAAUUGUGGGAUGGUCGAAAAGUGUUCUGACAGAGUAUUGCGUGCCUGUCCUCUUUGUACAUUCUUUCUCUAACCAUCCUAAAACAUCCUGUGGGAAGGAGUUCUGCAGAGCAGCUCUCCCUCCCCUCAUGGCUCGUCGAUCUCAAAGCUCCUCACAGGGGGACAAUCCCCUUGACCCUAACUAUCUUCCCCCCCAUUACAAGGAGUAUUACCGCUUAGCUCUGGAUGUGCUUACUGAAGAGGGCAAAGAGAGUUAUCAACGCUUCCUGGCAGAUGAAGCAGCCCCUGAUUUUCUUUGCAACUCAGAGGUGGAUCACAUCAUACAGAAUCUCCAGAAACCCCAGUACGCCAACCAGGAAGGUAGCACAGACACCGCAGGUGACAAUGACAUGGAUGGAUCUUCUGGGACUUACUGGCCUAUGAACUCAGACCUUGCUGUUCCUGAGCUUGACCUGGGCUGGCCAAUGGUCUUUGGGUUCAGGGGAACAGAGGUGACAACCCUCGUGCAACCACCACCCCCUGACAAUCCCAGCAUUAAGGAGGAGGCUCGCAGAAUGAUUCGAGCAGCUCAACAGGUGGUAGCCAUAGUGAUGGACAUUUUCACUGAUGUGGAUCUGCUUUUUGAGGUGUUGGAUGCUGCUGCUCGCAGAGUGCCUGUGUACAUCUUGCUGGAUGAAAUGAACUCUCAACUUUUUCUUGAUACAGCUGCUAAAUGCAGAGUCAAUCUUAACUAUGUGGAGUUCCUAAGGGUGAGGACAGUUUCUGGUCCAACCUACUACUGCCGCACAGGGAUGUCCUUCAAAGGCCACGUGAAAGAGAAAUUCCUCUUGGUGGACUGCAUGGUGGUGCUGAGUGGCAACUACAGUUUUAUGUGGUCUUUUGAGAAGAUUCACAGAAGCAUUGCACACAUCUUUCAGGGGGAGCUGGUGGCCAGCUUUGAUGAAGAAUUCCGAAUUUUGUUUGCACAGUCAGAACCUCUUGUUCCUCCAGCCAAUGUCUUGGCAAAGGCAGAGAACGCAUUUGCCAUGACUCCCUUUGGCAGUAACAUGCCUUUCUUUCCCAAAAAAGCACCCCUGAUGUUCCAGAGGGAUGACAAUCUUUUUCCCUCCUUUAUGGACAGAAUUGAUCCCGACAGGUACUUCCUGUCAAAUUUCAGGCGGGAUGACAUGUUGCGCCAUACUGUCGAGGGGUCAGCUAUGCGAAUGUAUAAAAAGGUAGAAAUGGAGAAUGCUCAGAUGGAUCCUGUCAGGGGUUUUCUCCGUUCCAAGCAGUUGGAGUUGGAUGCUUUUAAGAGACACAGUUUUGCAGAAGGAACAUUUGAAAAUUUUGCUUCUUCUAAGCAGUAUGCCAGGCAGAUGUUCAUGAACAAUAUGGAUGAAUUUAAAAUCCAGUCUAGUCAUUUUCAGAAGGAUCAGUUCUACCAGUAUCAGUUUGAACAUCCCCAUCUUUCUGGCAGACCUCAGGGACUCUUUGAGAGAAUCCGAGGUGGUAGGCCAGGAUUCAAUGAACUGGAAGACUAUGGAGAGGGACCCAGAUACCCUGAACUUGAAUCCAGUUUUCCACAGGAGGGUUUCCCCUUAAGGCUGGAUUACGUACCUUCAAAUUCUUCCAGGGAAGUGAGACAUGGCUCUGAUCAGCUGAAUCCUGCAGGCAACGGCCCAAUGGGAAUGAUGUUAAGAAGGCAGAAUAUAGGACAGAAAUUUAUUUGCCAGACAUCUCCUACACAGAAGCAAAGUCUGGAACAGCGCCUGUUCCUACAAGACAAAGAUGAGGACCAAGAUGAAGACAAGAACACACAGGAAAAUAGAACAGGUUUACGUAACUGGAGGAUUUCUUCAUACCUUAGUGCAUACCAGUCCGAACCAGAAGAAGGUCUUCCAAUGCCUAUGGAAUCAGAGGCAUAUAAUGAUGUUCUUGGGGAUACCCUCACAAAGCACCCCACUGACCUGAUCCCAGCAUUCAAAUCCCCUAUGUCUUUUAAUAGCAAGUCACUGGGAAUUGAAAGUGCCAAAGAAUUUGCAGAUCCUGAUAGAGUAGGUGAAGAAACCCCUAUAAUGAAACAAGAUGCUUUUAGGUCCAGAAUAAAUCCUUUGAUCCAGAGGAGCUCAAGACUCAGGUCCUCUCUGAUUUUCAGUGCUGCCAAGUUAGAUCAGCCUAACACCGCAAUAGAAAAGGUUCAGAUGAUCCAAAAAGAACAGAUGUCCAGUGAGUUGACAAAAGACAAUGAAACUAUAAAGACAGCUGCCUCAUCUAAAGUGGCAGAACUUUUAGAGAAGUACAAAGCUGUGGGCAAAGACACAGAGCGAGCUGCAGUCACGCAUACCAAAGCUGUUUCCAGUUAUCUACAGGAAGAAUCACAGAACACAGAGAAGAAAUGUACCAAAUCUGUGCAAUAUAAGAUUCUGGAGAGUAGGAUACUAGACUCUAAAGACUCCUGCAGUACUUACAAAGUGCAUGGAGAGGCUGACAGACCAUUUGGAAUGGCCUCAUCAACCCCCCAGCUUGUUGACACACUGAGUAAAGAUCCCCUGGCACACAUUAGCACUAAGGUGGACAAAUUAUCAUCUCGGUUUUACCCCAUAGAGAAUAAACCUGCUCUUCCAGAGAAGGAGAGUCUUAUAUUUGUAGGAGACACUCAGAAAUUGACUCUUCCAGAGAAGAAGGAAAGAGUGACAUUCAAAGAAGACUCUCAAAAAUUAGUCAAUACAGAACUGAAGAAACCACAGAUCAGGACAAGUACCACAUCAGUUCUUGAAAACUUAUCUAGAAGUCAAGGAUCUGACAGCUCUCUCAAUAAAUCUGAGGAAGACUGUUCAAAACAAGAACAAAAUCCAAUGGAAUUUUUAAGAAAAGGGUCACUACGGCUGAAGCAGCUUUUGAACCCAAAAGGUGAAAAGAAAUUGGAGGAGGAAUCCACUUCUGAGAGUGGAAAAUCUGACAAGCAGUCUGUGGUUCUUAAACGAUCUUCCAUAGGGGAUUGUCAGGAAAUGAUGGAGGAAGAAAAAACGCCUAAAUUUGCAACACCACUUCCCCCCAAAAGCAGCCAGCUAACACAGGGUAGAUUUCCUUCAUCCACAGCUAACAUCCUGUACAGCAGCAACCUCCGUGAUGAUACCAAGGUGAUUUUGGAACAAAUCUCUGCAAACAGUCAGAAGAAUAGAGCUGAACUGGCCAAGCAACUACCAUCCACUAGUAAUCCUGAUCUUUCUAAGUCAACUACAAGCUUGGAAAGGAAAGGCGAGAAGGAGAAAAGCUGUAACAUCCACAGGUCAGAGAGUUUUGGGAGCCAGAAACGAAAUCUUCAGCGGCAACCAUCAGAGGAUAGAGAUACCCUUCUGAAAAAAAUGGAGAAUAUGCGGAAGGAGAAGCGAGUCUACAGUAGAUUUGAGGUCUUCUGCAAAAAGGAUGAACAUACAAGUCCAAGUGAAGAGGAAUAUGACACAGAUGCCAAAGACAAGAAGAUGGGAAAAUUCAUGCCCAAAAUCCUGGGGACCUUCAAAACCAAAAAAUGAUCAUAGAAAUACUAUUUAAUUCCAUAUAAUCACUGACUGUCAAAGGGGAAUGAGAAAGUAACUUGUUUAUGAUGCCUCUAAGCACCAUAGGCAGUACUCUUCGUGGUUAGUGAGUGGAAAUGUGUUCAGCAUUAGACUCCUAUGGCACAAUUUGCCCAUUAAAGUCAUGUGGUAUCAGGCAGCCUUAUCACAGUAUGUUUCUAAUAAAAUUAUUAAAUUGCCAAGAUGCUUAAAACAAAGAACUAAAGUAAGAGUCUCUUUAUGUUAUGCUCAGAAAUAUUUUCAGCAGACAAAAAAAUUCCACUUUCAGAAGGGAAGAAUGAAAAAUAGAAAAUUCAAUACUUCGGUGCGAUCCAGGAAAGAAAAAUACAAAUACACACAGACACGGCGCACAUGUGCGUUAACUGGAAAAACUGUUCAAAACCCAAUUUUUUCUCAGGUACAGUUAUCUUUUCUUUGUAUCUAAUAAUGAAUCAAAUAUGGGAGGCACCUUUUUGGUUUACAGGAGAAAAAAUAUUGUAAACAACUUUUUGCCCUUAUCUAUGGUUAUGGUCUUGUCCAGCAGUACAUGCUCAGCUUUCGUAUUUACCAUUUUCUAAGCCUAUUGGUUCUGUUCUGUUAUUGGUUUGUUUCCUUAUGUAUAAUGGAAGUAUUGCUUUAGGGGGUGAGCUGAAAGAAGCAGCUGAAAGGCCAUAAAAAAAGAAAUUGACACACUAUUAAUGGAGAAAGACCUGUUUUUAGGGCUCCUUUUUAGCUGAGUGGGGAGUUUAAUUAAGUAUCUAAAAUGCUGUCUUGGCCAAGUAGUAACUUUCUUGACAAUGUAACUCCAAUUCAUUAAGUGACUGUGGGGAGGAGGGGACGUUCAUUUGCUAGCACAUCUUUCCAUGUGAAGACAAGGAAAGAAGGGACUCAUAACAAUGGAAGGAAUAAGGCUGCUGGAAUUUACAAGCUCAGAAGUGUUUCAUCUCAUGUAACUUUCUUGUAGUAGUUUGGUACCAAGCUUAACCAUGCAGCUUUAAAACACUCCAGAUUAGCCUGUAGGUUCAUGCUGUUGUGUUAGUGUCUUGCAGGACAGAACGUAGAGACAGAGGCUGUCAAGAAAACGCUGUACAUAAUGUUUGGUUACUUAGCUGUUUGGGUUUUUUUCCUCAGCUUGGACUGUCUCUGCUUGGCAUCCAGCAGCAUUGCCAAAUUGGGAUUCCGUCCGCCCCCCCCCCCCCCCCCCCCCGAUCUUUGUGCCAUAGUCUAAAGAGAUGGCAGGGAAGAAUGCUCUCACAUGGAACUAGGCUUCUGAAUUUCCCAUUCCCAUUAGCUUGGGUUUCAUGAUUACCCAGUUGUGAUGCUAGCUGCAAGCUCAGCAAACCAGUUCAGCUACGUGGCUGACAGAUGGAGGCAAGAGGCUGCAUCGGUUCCUGAAGGUAACUUCAGCAGGGUCUUUAAAACUUCAGCUCUUUUUUUUAGGAUGCCAGCUCCCAUGGUAGCAGUCUUUAUAUAAUUUAGCAGGCUUUAUAUAAUUUACAUAUCUGUAACUAUUAACGAUUAUUUUACUGUUUGUUGAAAAUGUUGGGAAGUGAAUGUGCAGAAAGAUAGAUUGUCUGAUCUGAAAAAAAAUUAAGCAGAUUUCCAUAUUAAUACAGAUGGUGAUAAAAAUCUGCAAGAAUCAAGAGGAAUUAUCAUUUUAACAUGAGGAGGUAAACCUAGAAAUAAAGCUAAGCGAGAAAAAAAAAAAAAAAGGAGGGAAGAAGGGCCAACAUUGGAAAAAAAGCUGAAAUGGAUUUCUUACAGUUAUUCCAUAUUGUAUAAAUGUAUACCAUUUCAGAUACAACCCAUAAUUUGUUACAUAUGUACAAAUUCAUAAAUGAAUGCUGUAUGUAUACUUAUUUUGUCUGCUCUUAGUAAUGAAUCAGAUCCAUUUAUUGGUGGGUCCCAAAAUGAACUGUAAUGAUAAAUACAGUUGUUCUCUGCCAGAUGAUGCAGAUAGAGAUUAUUUUACUCUAGAGAGGAAGAUAGGCUAUAUAGAUUGAUGUGGUUUAACCCCAGCCAGCAACUAAGCACCACACAGCCACUUGCUCACUCUCCCCCCACCCAGUGGGAUGGGGGAGAGAACUGGAAAAAAAAGUAGAACUCCUGGGUUGAGGUAAAGACAGUUUAAUAGGACAGAAAGGAAGAAAAAUAAUGAUAAUG